Lynx canadensis (Canada lynx) is the source of this 2749-nucleotide messenger RNA. It is a transcript of the gene PIBF1, whose product is annotated as progesterone immunomodulatory binding factor 1. The record is from RefSeq and is a predicted model, not a curated record. Lineage: Eukaryota; Metazoa; Chordata; Mammalia; Carnivora; Felidae. Gene Ontology annotation, cellular component: centriolar satellite. The coding region runs from base 227 to 2503 and encodes 758 amino acids. Gene Ontology annotation, biological process: cilium assembly. The transcript is spliced from 18 exons.
CCUCCUCGGGGCGCGGAAGUGGUUGUCUUGGUGACGGGUCCUAACGGUCUCCGACCUGAGAUUCUUCGUUGAGGGGCUGCAACCUGAGCUUCUGUUCAGAGACGCUUUCAGGUCCUUGAAGUGGACGCGGUGGGUGGGUGGCUGGUCCAGCCUUCGACGUGGAGUAAUUUGAAGCUUUCGAGGAAAUUGAAAUAGAACUGGAGAAGAAAACUGACCCAUAAAAAAGAUGUCUCGAAAAAUUGCCAAGGCAUCAAAAAAGGUGAACAUCUCUAGCUCUCUGGAAUCUGAAGAUAUUAGUCUAGAAACAACAAUUCCUACAGACGAUAUUUCAUCAUCAGAAGAACGAGAUGGGAAAAUUAAAAUCACCCAGCAACUAAUUGAACGUAAAGAACUACUUCAUAAUAUUCAGUUACUGAAAAUAGAACUAUCCCAGAAAAAUAUGAUGAUAGACAACUUGAAAGUGGAUUAUCUUACAAAGAUUGAAGAAUUAGAGGAGAAACUUAAUGAUGCUCUUCACCAGAAGCAGCUACUGACAUUGAGAUUAGACAAUCAAUUGACUUUUCAACAGAAGGAUGCCAGAAAAUAUCAAGAACUAAUGAAACAAGAAAUGGAAACGAUUUUAUUGAGACAGAAACAACUAGAAGAAACAAAUACUCAGCUAAGGGAGAAGGCGGGAGAUAUUCGUCGAAAUCUGCGUGACUUUGAGUUGACAGAGGAGCAAUAUAUGAAACUAAAAGGUUUUCCUGAAGAUCAGCUUUCUAUUCCUGAAUAUGUAUCUAUUCGGUUCUAUGAACUAGUAAAUCCAUUAAGAAAGGAAAUCUCUGAACUGCAAGUGAAAAAGAAUGACCUAUUAGAAGAAUUGAGUGAAAAUAAAGGCCAAUUGAAACAACUGACAGAGACUUAUGAGGAAGAUCGAAGAAAUUAUUCUGAACUUCAAAUUAGAUGUCAACGUUUGGCCUUAGAAUUAGCUGACACAAAACAGUUAAUUCAGCAAGGGGACUACCGUCAAGAAAACUAUGGUAAAGUCAAAAGUAAUGAGCGCGAUGCCCUUGAACAGGAAAUAAUUGAGUUAAGGAGAAAACAUGAAAUACUUGAAGCCUCUCACAUAACUCAAGCUAAAGAAAGAAAUGAAUUAUCAAAAGAGGUAACCACCUUACAACAAACUGUUACUUUACUGCAAAAGGAUAAAGAGUAUCUCAGUCGCCAAAACAUGGAGCUUAGUGUUCGCUGUGCCCAUGAAGAGGAUCGCCUUGAAAGACUUCAGGCUCAACUUGAAGAAACCAAAAAGGCUAGAGAAGAGAUGUAUGAAAAAUAUGUAACAUCCAGAGACCAUUAUAAAACAGAAUAUGAAAAUAAACUACAUGAUGAACUGGAACAAAUCAGAUUGAAAACUAAUCAAGAAAUUGAUCAACUUCGAAGUGCCUCUCGGGAAAUGUAUGAACGGGAAAACAGAAAUCUCCGAGAAGCAAGGGAUAAUGCUGUAGCUGAAAAGGAACGAGCAGUGAUGGCUGAAAAGAAUGCUUUAGAAAAACAUGAUCAGCUCUUAGACAGGUACAGAGAACUACAACUUAGUUCAGAAAGCAAAGUCACAGAAUAUCUCCAUCAAAGUAAAUUAAAAUCUUUUGAAAGUGAGCGUGUUCAACUUAUACAGGAGGAAACUGCAAGAAAUCUCACACAGUGCCAGCUGGAAUGUGAAAAAUAUCAAAAAAAAAUAGAGGUUUUAACUAAAGAAUUUUAUAGUCUCCAAGGCUCUUCUGAAAAACGCAUUACUGAACUUCAAGCACGGAACUCUGAGUAUCAGGCAAGGCUCGACAUUUAUGAGAGAUUGGAAAAAGAGCUUGAUGAAAUAAUAAUGCAAACUGCAGAAAUUGAAAAUGAAGAUGAAGCUGAAAGGGUUCUUUUUUCCUAUGGCUAUGGUGCUAAUGUUCCCACAACAGCCAAAAGACGACUAAAGCAAAGUGUCCACUUGGCAAGAAGAGUGCUUCAGUUAGAAAAACAAAACUCACUGGUUUUAAAAGACCUGGAACAUCAAAAGGACCAAGUAACACAGCUUUCACAAGAGCUUGACAGGGCCAAUUCUCUGUUAAACCAGACUCAGCAACCUUACAGAUAUCUCAUUGAAUCAGUGCGUCAGAGAGACUCUAAGAUUGAUUCGCUGAAAGAGCAUGUUACACAACUUGAGAAAGAUGUCAGCAAUUUGAAUAAAGAAAAGUCAGCUUUACUACAGAUGAAGAAUCAAAUGGCAUUAGAUUUAGAACAACUUCUAAAUCAUCGUGAGGAAUUGGCGGCAAUGAAACAGAUUGUCACCAAUAUGCGCAGUAAGCGUUCUGAGGACCAGUUACUUCUUACUAAAACAGAAGCAAAAAAUAUGACAGAAGAUCAUAAAUCAAAGAUUUUAAAUGUGCCUAGAGAACAUGAAGACAAUAUAUUUAUACCCAAACCAACACUCUUUACCAAAAAAGAAGCACCUGAGUGGUCUAAGAAACAAAAGAUGAAGACCUAGUGUUUUGGACGGAUUUGCUGUAUCAUUAUUUACUCCUGAAGUUCUUUCUCUGAUGAGCAAAAAGUUUAUCUUAAUCAUGGACUUGACAUUUUUUUUUUUAAAUAACCAAAGCUUAUUUUAACCAAAUGUUAAAUUAAGAGAUUUCAGCCUAAGAAUCAAAAUGUAUAACGUGCAGAAAGUAGUCCACUUUGUAUUUGGUUUUAUCUAUUGUGUUACAAAAUAAAUAUCAUAUACUCUUAUGAUUUA